ACCCAUCUUGGGAUUUUUUCCAACAAUUAAUGCAUUUCCUGCCCCUCAAUUUACAACUCUCUCGUCUUCUACCACACCUUCUUCAAUUCUCUUCCUCCUCAAUCCCUCUCUCUACCAUUAAAUUAAGCUUUAAAGCAAACCCAUCUCUCUCUCUCUCUCUUUGAGUUGUUGUUUAUAUAUAAAUAUAUGUGUAAAUGGCCUUUGAGCAUCUAAACCAACAAACCCAUCUCACUGGCGGUGGUGCUGUUCUUGAUCACCUCCUAAUUAUCUCUUUCUUUCUCUUGUUCUUGAUCAAGAUUUGCAAAUCUCAAGGUUUUGUAUUUCAUCUACAGUUGACUUUGUACCACCAAGAGGAAAACUCAAAGUAUUAUUGAGUUUAAAAGCAUGAGUCGAAGAAACGGUAGAGGUGGUGAUCGGAAGCUUGACUUGAAGCUGAAUUUGUCACCGCCAACCGCUAACCGGCAGACCGAAGAAUUACCAACUCGAUCAGCCACCAUGUCUCCAACAAGCUCUUGUGUGUCAUCGGAGGCUGAGCUCCGGUACUCAAGUAGCCCGGAGGCAACAUCCAUGAUGUUGGUUGGAUGCCCAAGGUGCUUGAUGUACGUUAUGCUUGCUGAGGAGUACCCUAAGUGCCCUAAAUGCAAGAGCACCGUUUUGCUUGAUGUCCUUCAUGACAACUCCACCAAGAAAACAAGAAAGACUUGAAUACUUCAAUGAAUGAAGAGGGUGAAAAAACUUUAUAAUUUAGCACUUAGUAUUGUUAGUAGGGUUUUUAUUUUAUUUUAUUUUUAAAUUUUAAUCCUUUACUAUUAUGGAUAAUGUUAUUUACACUCUGUUUGACUUUACCGUUGCUUAUGAGUGGAGUUUAAAUGACAAUACCCUUUUUACCCUUA
Messenger RNA from Helianthus annuus (common sunflower), 893 nucleotides. RefSeq lists its product as uncharacterized. The transcript has 2 exons. The coding region runs from base 385 to 705 and encodes 106 amino acids. The record is from RefSeq and is a predicted model, not a curated record. NCBI's taxonomy places the organism in Eukaryota, Viridiplantae, Streptophyta, Magnoliopsida, Asterales, Asteraceae.